Messenger RNA from Choloepus didactylus (southern two-toed sloth), 696 nucleotides. RefSeq names its product TGFB induced factor homeobox 2 like X-linked (gene TGIF2LX). NCBI's taxonomy places the organism in Eukaryota, Metazoa, Chordata, Mammalia, Pilosa, Megalonychidae. Gene Ontology annotation, biological process: regulation of transcription by RNA polymerase II. The coding region runs from base 1 to 696 and encodes 231 amino acids. Gene Ontology annotation, molecular function: RNA polymerase II cis-regulatory region sequence-specific DNA binding; DNA-binding transcription factor activity, RNA polymerase II-specific. The transcript has a single exon. The record is from RefSeq and is a predicted model, not a curated record.
AUGGAGGCCGCGGAGGAAAGUCUGCUGGAGACCCAACCCCCGGCCCAAGACAUCCCAAUCACAUCGAAUAUUGACACAGGUGUAGACAAGGUUCUUGUCUCACCAGAAGGCAAGAGGAAGCGGAAAGGGUACUUGCCCACCAAGUCCGUAAAGAUCCUCCGUGACUGGCUAUAUGAACACCGGUUUAAAGUCUACCCUUCUGAGGCAGAGAAGCGAAUGCUGUCGGAGCAGACCAAUUUGUCUUUUCUGCAGAUUUCUAACUGGUUCAUCAAUGCCCGCAGACGCGUUCUCCCGGAAAUGCUUCAACAGGAUGGAAAUGACCCCAACCCGAUCACCGUGUUCCACCAAAAAGGUAAAGCUGCUGAUAUGGGCCACCUGCAAAGCACCCAUCCAUCUGUGCAGGCCAGAGAGGCAGACAUAGUACACUGCCUGUCCCUGAAACCUCUGCCAAUGGGUCUGGAGUCGGAGAAAAAGCUGCGGGAUCCAAAGUUGGCCACCAGCCAGAAGCUUACCCUCAAUGCCCAACCAAAGACAGAAGUCAAGAUUUCCACCAGCAGACUUUUACGUAUGCCUUCUCCGGAGCCUGUGUCACCAGAGCAGUACAAGGAUUUCAGCAGCUUUCAGCUGCUGGUCGAUGCAGCCGUACAAAAGGCUGCCGAACUCGAGUUCCAGAAGAAGAAAGAGCCCAAUCAGUGA